GGAGAGAGAGCGAUGGCGGCGAUGACGGGCGGCCUGCCCGGGCUUUCGCCUUCGCAGAGCCAGUUGGACUACGCGCUGGAGGAUGCGAACACGCUUCAGGAGAAGGAGAACUUGGUGUACCAGCACGUGAAGAAGGUGGACGGAUGGGAGCGGGAUUUGAAAGUUCCCGAGUUUGGAGCAGCACUGGUGGUCUUAUACACAAUUUGUAUCAUAAGCAUUCUUUCAGUUUCAUCAUACAAAUAUGGUGUCCUUAUUAUAGGUGUUCACUCAGCAAAAUUUCCAAAUGAAAAAGUUUUGGAUAACAUCAAAAGUGCUGUUCUUAGAUAUAACAUCACUCAUCCUGUGGUAAAUGAUGUUAAUGCAACCCUCUGGCAUGAGCUAGAAGUGUCUUGUUGGCCAACCUUGGUAAUUGUUGGACCUCGUGGCAAUAUCUUGUUCAGUCUGAUUGGCGAAGGGCACAAGGACAAACUAUUUCUAUUUACAACUAUAGCCUUAAAAUACUACAAGGAACAAGGACAAAUUAAUAGUAAUAGAAUUAGAACACACCUAUAUAGAGACUCUUUGUCUUCUUCACCUUUGCUGUUCCCUGGGAAAAUUGCAGUAGAUAGUUCCGAAAACACAUUGGUAAUAGCAGAUACUGGACAUCAUAGGAUUUUGGUUGUGAAAAAAAAUGGUCACAUUCUGCACAUCAUUGGAGGAUCAGACAGAGGAAGAAAUGAUGGAAAUUUUUCAGAAGCAUCAUUCAAUUCUCCACAAGGAGUUGCCAUAAAGAACAAUAUUAUUUAUGUAGCAGAUACAGAAAACCAUCUAAUUAGAAAG
Molecule: messenger RNA, 819 nt
Organism: Protobothrops mucrosquamatus (brown spotted pit viper)
Lineage: Eukaryota; Metazoa; Chordata; Lepidosauria; Squamata; Viperidae
Product: NHL repeat-containing protein 2-like
Exons: 4
Molecular function (GO): protein binding
Source: RefSeq, a predicted model, not a curated record